Sander lucioperca (pikeperch) is the source of this 2574-nucleotide messenger RNA. RefSeq names its product F-box protein 16 (gene fbxo16). NCBI's taxonomy places the organism in Eukaryota, Metazoa, Chordata, Actinopteri, Perciformes, Percidae. Gene Ontology annotation, molecular function: protein binding. The record is from RefSeq and is a predicted model, not a curated record. The coding region runs from base 465 to 1667 and encodes 400 amino acids. The transcript is spliced from 9 exons.
GCAAGUUUGAAACAUUUCAUGAAAACAUGUUGUGAAGUAUACAAGCUGUGAAAACUAUUUUUUUUUUUUUUUGCAGUCUCAGUGUAUCACAAGCAGAUGGUCUACCCAGCAGUUGCAGCGUCAGGCCUUCUGCACUAUUUCUAUUUGUCAUCAUUAGAGCCAGUGUGGCCUGCACACUCCACACUCCGCCACAGUUUACUUUGCUUUGCAGCACCCCCUCCUGUGUGUGACAGGCUGCUGUGACAGCCAGCCCAUGUAAGGAGAGUCCACUCACUGUUACUAUGGAAACGAGUAAACUGUGCACAGGGAAUUGGGCUGAAAAGGAGAAGAAGAGUUGAGUGUACAGGACACAAAGGCCAUCAGGGGUAUGCACAUAGAGAGAGAAAGUGUGUUCAGGAUUGGUUUCCUUUUGUCGGCAGAGCAGAACUGAUGUACAUCCCCUUUACCCAGCCAUUACUCGAAAGAUGCCAGUUGCACCGAGGUCAUCUGCGAGCUGUGCUAAGAUGCAGACCAAACUGAGCGCCUGGACUCCUCUGAACCACCCAGAGUCCAACAGCAAGGUGUUUGAAGAGAGGCGGAAGCUUCUGGCAAAGUGGUUUGCCAGGUGGUCUGACAGCCAGAGGAAGGCGCUGCUGCAGGACUUUGUGCUGAGUUGUUCUGUGGAGCAGCUGAUGUUCCUGCAGCUGACUGUGAGCAGCCGGCUCCCCCUGCAGGCCGCAGACUUCACCUGCCUGCUGCCCAGAGCCCUCUGCCUCUACCUGUUCUCCUUCCUGGACCCACGCAGCCUCUGUCGAUGUGCCCAGGUGAGCUGGCUCUGGAGGAGCAUAGUGGAACUGGACCAGCUGUGGAUGCCAAAGUGUGUGAGGCUCGGCUGGUGCAUCAACUUCUCCCCGACCCCGCUGGAGCAGGCCGUCUGGAAGAGGCUCUACAUCCAGACGUUGCAGGAGCUGCGAGUCACCUCGCUGCAGGCUGUCUCAUCCCAGCAGCAGUCUGUGGUUCCACACGUAUCAGCCAUCAGCAGCAGACAUGGAGAUGUGUCUGAACCGGCCUUCAUCAGCGAGGAGCGAUCAACCUCCACCACCCCCGCCCAGACCCGUGGAGGCAUCUCCAGGACGGGGUUCAGAAAGGAGAAGCAGCCGACUACACCGCCACCAUGGAAAGAUUCCGACAGACGUCCUACAGACACACUACGCUUCAACUACCUGGACAACCUGGAGCCCAGUGAAGCAGCUGUCAGAGCAGGCUCCAGCGGCCGCCGCGGCAACAACACAUCACAGCCAGACGGCGGGAGCCAGAAAACACUGUCUGAGGCACAUUACAAACUACGCAAAGCCAAAUCGCUGAUGUUUCUCAGCUCCAACUGCAGACCCCAACAUCCUCCUCCUCCCCCUCCUCCUCCUCCUCCUCCUCAUCAUGAGACCCAGUCUCGACCUUCUUGGGCUGCUCGCAGUCCCGAGCCCGCCGUUACCAAGGAGACGGCCAAGAGCAUGCUGCGCCUGGCCCGGUGGAAUGCUGGGAUCCGUCCGGGCCCGGUGAGGCCGGCGGUGCCCCGGCUGAGCGUGGAGGCGCUCCGGGCGGCCCAGCGAACACACCGGAGCGCUCCCAGUACACAGCUGUUCCAGGCUCAGCCCUGGACUGUUCCUGCUCCACACACACACAAGACAUGAAGUGAGCCAUCGCCAUCGUCAGGGCGACGGCACAACUACAGCUUCAGGACCCGAUUUAGAGCUACAGCUUCACAUGGGAAAGAAAAAAAGAAUUUUAUAAGACAUUUCAGUUGUAGAAUGCAUUCCAUGUUUUUGCACAUGGAAUGCAUUCUCUUUGCAAGCUAUUGUGUAAACACUGCAUUGGCUGGAGAUUAGAAGAGACAUGAAAAUGAUGAUGAAAAUUUGACAUUUACAUAUCAUUAUUUUUGACAUUGUGCGAAAAGAAAUUGGCAGAAAUUACUUAAGGGCUGAAUCAUCUGAAACUUUACAGAACUUACACCUCCCCGUGGCUUUACACUGAAGGAGAAAAAUCACUUUUUUUACAGCUAUAAAACAAGUUAGAAGCCUGAUAGUUAUAGGACAGCAUCUUGAAUAUUUAAACAGUUCUGUGAUUGUUUUUAAUAACUUUUUCCAGAUGUAAUUCUUACACUGUGAAGGUUUUGACCACUAGCAGCUGAUUCAAAUAUGCCUAGAAAUGUAGCUAUGUGCCAGCAAAAUGCUCCACAGUGUACCUUUCAUUAUUAGAAUAAUAUAACAAUACAUAGUUAUCUGAUAUGGAGAGAACGGUAGUUGUGUAUCUAUGGAAGCAAAUAAGAGACUAAAGUAUUUCACUACUUUCACUUUUAACAGCCACUGAAUACUUAAUGUUGAAAUAUUUUACUUUGCCAUGUAUCUGAUUGUAUUUGUUCUGAAUUCCCCCUCUUUAAAAUAAAACCAUGAACUGUCUUAAUAUGCAAUUUCAAAAGCUGAAUUUGAAUUCUUUUUUUUUUUUUAAAUGGUCACACAUUCAGAUCCAAAAAUUGAAGUUUCAGAAUAAAAACAAAAGAUUCAGGUUGCUCAAAUUCCAUCGGUCAAAUUCAGAUCUAAA